This is a messenger RNA of Drosophila serrata, 3432 nucleotides long. RefSeq names its product Suppressor of Under-Replication (gene SuUR). Gene Ontology annotation, molecular function: ATP binding. NCBI's taxonomy places the organism in Eukaryota, Metazoa, Arthropoda, Insecta, Diptera, Drosophilidae. The record is from RefSeq and is a predicted model, not a curated record.
GUGUACCAUGUACCAUUUUAUGUCGGAGCAAACGCCGGAGCUGCGGCUCUCGGCGGAAUCACUGGUAACCAGCCACGUGACGCAGUACCUCAAGGGCUUCCAAUUGGAGGCUGUCCGCUUUCUUUACGAUCGCCUAUCCAAGCGAGAGUUCAGCGUUCUCAACGACGAGAGUGGAUUGGGAAAGCUAGCAACGGUGGCUGCUCUGCUAAGUGCUUUGGAUCGGUCGAAGAAGAUCCUGAUAGUGCUACAGAACGAUGAGCAGCUGCUUGCCGGCUGGCAGUUCCACCUGGAUACACUUACGGAUCUCGCGGUGUAUACCAUUCAAGGGGUGCAAGACACCACAGACUCGCCGCACAACAUUUACCUGGCCAAGUGGAGCAGUUUGCGUAGCAUUGGAGAUCUCAGUCGCCUUAAGUUCGACUAUAUUCUGGUAGACAAUCGUGGGCACUCACUGAAUAACAGCUUCUGCACCUCCAUGCUGCUCAAGCACUUUGAGGGCAAAGUAAACAUAGUUAUCUCCAGCGUUGACAUUACGUCCGAUGUGAAGUUGCUGUACAAUGUCUUGCGGCUAGGCGGGCGACUUGAGCAUCAGUAUCGAAACUUUCAGAGCUUCGACCGGAAGUUUCACCUGCCCGAUCCCAAAGAGGUGUUCAGCAAGCGCAUAGAUCUCGAGGAUUACUACAAGCAGCGUGGAUUUCUCAGCGAGUAUAUCAAGGACUUCCGUCUGCGUCGCUUUCGACAUCAGUUUGAAAAGAGCCUGCCGCUCGUCGCGCCGGAACAAUACAAACACAACCUCAACCUCUGGCUGGCCUCCAAGAACAGUCAGAGCACCAUCAGCGGCUCCUCGGAGGUCUGCUCCACCAUUGCUUCCCUAGAAAACCUUCCCGCUCAACCACAAGAGCUGGAUAAAUUUUCCGACCACAGCGUCGAUGAUAUCGUUGCGAUGUCUCCGCUGGUCUUUGAAUCUUCCGACUCUGAUGUCGAGGCCAUAACAGUGGAAGCUGUACCAAACCCUAACCAGGUCUUGGUAGUUUCCAGCGAUGAUUGUGAGAUCGUGACGCCUCCAAAUACGCCGCCGAAUCAAACGCCCAGCGUGAACGAAUCGCCUAGAUUCAAGUCUAAAAGAAAGUUCAGCAAGCGGAUGCCGCAAAAAAAGAAACUGGAGCUCACCGAAUCGGAAGAGGAGGACGGUGUCCCUGAAGUGGUUGUGCCCCCCAGAAAGCGUACCCGUUCGACUGCUGCUGCUGAGCCUCCCAAGACGAAAAAGCUCAACAUCCGACUGAGAAGGGUAUCCUUAGAAAGCAUACCCACAACACCGCCAGCCGCUGAGAAAGCUGCUCUGCUUGCCACACCCAAAACCGAGCCCUCAGCUAGAAACCGAAAACGAGGCCGGCCAGCAGUCAGUCCACAAGAUACGGGACGUCCAGCCACUCGAGGAAUGCAGCGAUUAACUCGAUCCGCCGAGUCUAAACUCAAUAGCAAGUACUUGAAACACUGCAGCCUCGAAGAUACCAAGAAGAGCACUCCCAAGAGAGUCAAGGCUGAUGAGAACCGAACGCCCAGGACAAGCAAAACGAGGGUGAAACAGGAGCUGAAGAAAAAGCCAGCUGAAGAUCAGCUGGAGCCCCCUAACAAGCCCGAAACGGAGACUCCCAAACGAAAGUCGGGGCGUCCAAGAAAAUGCAAGGAGGAACCAAAACCAAGUACCUCAAGAAGAAAAUCAAAAGCUAAGCCCCCAGGCAAGCAAUUUAAUCCCACGCCCCAAGUGCUUAGCGGCAGUUCCUUGUCCUCGGAAUACAUGCAAUGUGCCCAGCGGAUCCCAGACAACUUGGAUAUCAUAGAGCCGCCUGCCUUUCGGGUACCCUUCACGCCGCAACAGACGCCCUUGCUUCUGAAGCUUCCGUCUGCUUUUAAUUUACUUAGCGAUUCGGAAGUGGUAGCCAUCUCUCAAACGAAGUCCCAGGUUGAAGCGGUGGUGAUUAACAGCUCCCAUGAUGAGAGCUCUCCGCAGGAUGCCACGCAGAGUCGUCGCACCAAAGCCUUGAAACGAAAGCGGAAACCGGAGUCGCCUACCAAGUCCAGUUUCGGCGGAGGAUUGGGCUUGCCGCCGGCUAAGCGAAGUGCAAACAAAUCACCGGAUUUAUUUAGCAUCUCCUCUGAUAUAUCGCAGAUUCCCCUGGCUCAGCCAAGGCCUUCGUCGCCCUUCGUGGGUUUUAAGAUCUUUGGUUCGGAGGUAAAGCAAUUCCAGCAGCAGCAUGCCAGGACAAAUGCUACGACUCCGAAAAAGAAUCGCGAGCGCUCUUGCCUAGAUAUCCUAGAGAAAAUAUUCGAGCCACGCCAGCCACAGAAGGAGAAAACCAGCCCCAAAGUCUUGCCCACGUUGCCGCAGACUCAGAAAGAUCCUACGACAUCAUCAGAAACCAUCAUCACCCAGCGACGGAGGACGCUGCUGGAAGAUGACUUCUUUGAGAUCACCAAUAAUGGACAAUUCGGCAGUCGCAUGAGGCUGAAUUCGUCCGGAGAUGUAUCGCCUGUUCAACCGGAUCAACAGUCCGUGAGGGCCACGCAGGCCAAUAAGAUCACAAACUAUUUGAUAGGAUCGGGACUCACCCAGGAAAAGACCCAACCGAAUACAGGAACGCGGAGCUCCAUAGCCGCCGCCACGCAAGCACUACGAAAGUCUCCCAAAUCCCCUAGACAAAAUGGAAAGGCCACCCAGGUCACCAAGCUCACUCGCUGGUUCGGCUCUGUCUUCGGAGGCGGUGGAACCUCGCAGACCAGCUCCGUGGAAUCAGUGAGUGCCCCGAGUACACCGGUAGCACCUUCCACAAGUGCAGCAGCCUCUCGAACACGAGCGGCGAGAAGUGGUGGUGCCGGUGGGGGACCCACCAGACGAAAGCGAUUGGACUUGUUUAAAUAAGGAGCAAAAGAAAGACAGCAACCUUAAGUUAUAGUUAACAACAGCAUAUUCAAGGUCUGAUUAUAAAAGGGUAAAUAUUGAAUUUAAAAUGUACAUUUACUUACAAAAUCAGAUAUUUGAAAUGAAGAAACUGACAUGAAUUAAUCAAAAGCCAAGCUAAAGUUAACAGUAGAUAAACUUGUGCAAAAAAACGACUAUUGUAGGUUGUAGAAUCGAUCUGGUACAAUGUUAACUAUAAAACAUUAGCCAGCAUGAAAGUAAAUAACUAGCCAAUUUAGUUAAAAUUCAAUUUUUUGUGCACAUUUUGAACAUUAUAAACCCCUAAGUCCGCCGAUUGAGAAGACAUGUAAACAUUUUAACAUUUAUAAAUUAUUUAAAUCCCACAAGAAGUACUGAAGUUUAGAUAUGUAAACUAUUAUUUUCUAAAAGAUGAUAAAGUAUGGGUUACUAAGUACCAUAAAAUAGUUCUGAAAGCUAUUAUUUAAAUACCUCAAAGAUUCGGACUGGAAGUA